UAGAAGGUGAUAAAGUCAAUUCAAUAUGUCUGCGCCCUAACAGGAAAAUGUGAUAGGAAACAUGACAGAUUCAUAAAGAAAGUACAUAAUGAUGAAUACAGCGAAGAGAAUUUGCUUUUUGGCAGUGCGAAGUUAUUCAUCAAAGACAGCACCUAAAAAUACCAAGCCAAGAAAAUACACCUUUAUAGAUUCCCUACGUGUACACGUGAGGGGAGGUUCAGGAGGGCAGGGUUUCCAGAAGUAUGGUGGAUCUGGUGGAGACGGAGGCUGUGUUUACGUCAAAGCAAAUAAGGAUAUUCUAAACCUGAAAACUGUCUUUGAAAACAAUCCGAAGAAGCGUUUUACUGCAGAAGUUGGGCAAGAUAGCAGGAGACAUUGGAUCCUUGGAAACCGUGGUGAAGAUGUUUGUAUAGAGGUGCCUGUCGGAGUUUCGGUCAAAAACCCGGAUGGCACAGAAAUUGCUGAUCUGGAUGAGGAUGGUCAGGAAGUUGUAGUAGCAGAAGGUGGAAAAGGAGGCAUAGAACAAACUAACUUCCUUGGUCAGAGAGGGGAGGCACAUACAAUUGUUCUUGACCUAAAACUCAUUGCGGAUGUUGCCCUAGUGGGAUUUCCAAAUGCGGGUAAAUCUACAACCUUGGCUGCUUUGUCUCGAACAUCUCCAAAGAUCGCUGCAUACCCCUUUACAACAAUACAACCUUAUGUCGGAACCAUGCAUUACCCAGAUAUGAGACAGAUUACUGUGGCAGACUUGCCUGGCCUGAUCGAGGGUGCCCAUAUAAAUAAAGGCAUGGGACACAAAUUUCUCAAGCACAUAGAGAGGACCAAACUUCUCCUGUUUAUCAUUGACAUUAAUGGCUUCCAGCUCCACUCAAGAUACAGUCACAGAACGGCAUUUGAGACCAUACUCCUGUUGAAUAAGGAGCUGGAAUUGUACAACAGGGAAGUUCUAGAUAAGCCUGCUAUUUUAGCACUUAAUAAAAUUGACCUCGACAGUGACAUGGAAAAGACGAAAGAUGUUGUAAUGAAAGUGAAACACCUUCCAGAAUCCCUCAGUACAGUGGAUCCAAAAUUUCAUCCGGAGCAUCUUAUAAAGUUUGACGGUAUUUUGAAAAUGUCAGCGAAAAAUAAAGACUCUGUUGAGAUGGUGAAAGAGCUGAUUCGAAAGAGACUUGAUUACCAUGAUGAAAAGGAGAGACAAAUAAAGGAACAACAUGGAAUAGUGUUACCAGAUCAUUCAAAAGGACUAAGGGAACGCCUUAGAUUAAAAAAUGAACAAAGCAAGGCUAGGUUACUUUGAGGGGGAGCUUUAUAAGUUUUUGUGUUUUCUCAUUGUUUGGAAAAAUAAAAAAAAACUUAAAAAUCACUUA
Pecten maximus is the source of this 1367-nucleotide messenger RNA. Its product is annotated as GTP-binding protein 10 homolog. The record is from RefSeq and is a predicted model, not a curated record. Gene Ontology annotation, cellular component: mitochondrion. NCBI's taxonomy places the organism in Eukaryota, Metazoa, Mollusca, Bivalvia, Pectinida, Pectinidae. Gene Ontology annotation, molecular function: GTP binding; magnesium ion binding; GTPase activity. The coding region runs from base 89 to 1297 and encodes 402 amino acids. The transcript has 9 exons.